AUGUACUCAGCUCCAUGUCUGAAACGAAUCUUUAUUACAUUGGCAGUGUCCUGUUAUGAGAAGACUCAAUCACAUGCUGAGGAUGAACUCUUCAAGAAGCUUUUUGUUGGAUACAACAAGUGGUCACGGCCUGUGCCAAACACCUCAGACGUGGUCAUCGUUAAGUUUGGCUUGUCCAUCGCCCAGCUUAUUGAUGUGGAUGAGAAAAAUCAGAUGAUGACAACCAACGUCUGGUUGAAGCAGGAGUGGAAUGACUAUAAAUUGCGUUGGAAGCCCUCUGAUUAUGAGAAUGUGACAUCCAUCAGGGUGCCAUCAGAGCUCAUCUGGGUUCCAGACAUUGUGCUGUACAACAAUGCAGAUGGAGAGUUCGCUGUGACCCACAUGACCAAAGCUCAUCUCUUCUACACAGGCAAAGUGCGCUGGGUUCCCCCUGCCAUCUAUAAAAGCUCCUGCAGCAUUGACGUCACUUUUUUCCCUUUCGACCAGCAGAACUGCAAAAUGAAGUUUGGCUCAUGGACAUAUGACAAGGCCAAGAUCGAUUUGGAGCGCAUAGAGACCACUGUGGACCUCAAAGACUACUGGGAGAGCGGCGAAUGGGCCAUCGUCAAUGCUGUGGGAACAUACAACACCAAGAAGUACGACUGCUGCCACGAGAUCUACCCAGACAUCACAUACUUCUUCAUCAUCCGACGCCUUCCUCUCUUCUACACCAUCAACCUGAUCAUCCCUUGUUUGUUGAUCUCCUGCCUGACUGUACUGGUCUUCUACCUGCCCUCGGACUGUGGUGAGAAGAUCACCCUGUGCAUUUCUGUCCUCCUCUCACUCACUGUCUUCCUGCUGCUCAUCACAGAGAUCAUCCCGUCUACGUCACUGGUCAUACCGCUCAUUGGCGAGUACCUACUCUUCACCAUGAUCUUUGUCACAUUGUCCAUUACCAUCACUGUGUUUGUGCUGAAUGUGCACCACCGCUCACCAGGCACCCAUAAGAUGCCAAGUUGGGUGCAUACUAUCUUCCUCGACAUCAUUCCACGUUGGCUUUUCAUGCGCAGGCCGGCUCCCUAUGGACGGCGUCGGCAGAGGCUGCUGCUCCUGAAAAGUCGAAGGUCACAAGGACUCAGGGCUCCUGCUGGAUCAUGUUUGAGCACUUCUGCCAGCUGGUUCAGGGAGGUGGCUGAGGAUGAGGAAGCACACACGCAAUGCUUUUAUGAAGACCUAGAGUUGGGCACGCUGUCUUCUAAUUUCUCUCUUUCCUUCCGCCCUCCUUCUCCUCGUCCACCUGGCUCCACCCCAACUCCUUCUCCUCCAAUCCCGCCUCCUCCUACUUCUCUGCCUCUGAAACAUGGACCUUCUAUGAGACAUGAUGCAGUGUUGGGUGCCAGGCAUCCAGGGGGUAGAGUGAACCAUACUAAGCGACAGUCAGACAACGAGCGAUUCUGUCUAUCUCCCAGUAUAAUGCAGGCUCUGGAAGGAGUUCACUACAUAGCAGAUCAUCUGAGAGCACAAGACGCCGACUUCAGUGUUAAAGAGGACUGGAAAUAUGUUGCCAUGGUGAUUGAUCGGAUCUUCCUGUGGAUGUUCAUCAUCGUUUGUCUGUUGGGUACCAUCGGCCUGUUCCUCCCCCCAUGGCUGGCUGGCAUGAUCUAGAGCCCUUUAUAUAAACUUGCAGACAUGCAGUACGGGCCCUGUGGAUAUACUUGUCAUUGCAGACAGUGAGCGAGUAUGCCACAUAGAUGAGUAAUAUGGAAACUGUGCAAAAAUAUUUGAAUGAAGAGCAAGAAAUUCAUCAUGGAGCAGAAUGUCUAUCAGCACUGUGCAAGAGCCCUGAAAGCAAAUUUAUCUUUGAAUGUAAAGCCUUGCAAUGAAUACUGAUGAAUAAAAUGUGGCACCUUCAAAAACAACUUCUGCAUGAGUCCACGCAGGGGUGUUCAUUUUAGUUCUAUCUAUCUUUCUCUCUCAAGAAUCAGUGGAUUAAUUUCUGAUGCAGUGAGAUUUAGAGGACGUGACUUGUACUGACACCCCGGCAGACCCUUGGAGAACAGCUGCUAAGAGAAAAGCUGUAGUGAGCUGUCCUUCAUUUAAAAUCCUGAGAAUUCUGAGGGCCAAAUUUGUUAACUAUUAUGUAUGAAGUACCACAUUUUUAAUAGUAAAACAUACAGCGUUCCUUCCCAUUCAGAGUGUGUGUCCGUCUCGAGCCAAGUAACGGAAUACAUGUAACGGUGUUACAUAAUCAGGAUACAAAAAACUGGUAACUGUAAUCCAUUACAGUUACGUCAAAAAACUAAGUAAUCAAAUUACAGGUAAUUUAAAAAAAAAAUGGGAAUACUAUCAGGAUUACAUUUUUUUUCAUUUAAAGAAAUUAAUAUUUUGACAUAACACAAUAUAGACAGAUGCUUAAUUAUAGUUCUGGUUCUCUCUUGCCAGUCGUGACUCACAUGAGCAAUAUCCUGGUGCAUGCACAAAUCAAUUUUAUUAAAGUUUAUUUGGUAGAAAUGAACACAAAUUGUUCUCUGAAAUGUUUUUGUUAGGGUGACCAUACGCCCUCUUUUUCCCCGGACAUGUCCUCUUUCUCGGAACUUAAAAAAGCGUCCAGCCGGGAUUUCUAAAUUUGAGAAAAUGUCCGGGAUUCAGCUUUAGUUUCAU
Ictalurus furcatus (blue catfish) is the source of this 2640-nucleotide messenger RNA. RefSeq names its product cholinergic receptor, nicotinic, alpha 2b (neuronal) (gene chrna2b). NCBI's taxonomy places the organism in Eukaryota, Metazoa, Chordata, Actinopteri, Siluriformes, Ictaluridae. Gene Ontology annotation, molecular function: transmembrane signaling receptor activity; acetylcholine-gated monoatomic cation-selective channel activity. Bases 1 to 1644 code for a protein of 547 amino acids. Gene Ontology annotation, cellular component: postsynaptic membrane; synapse; neuron projection. The transcript has 5 exons. The record is from RefSeq and is a predicted model, not a curated record. Gene Ontology annotation, biological process: regulation of membrane potential; chemical synaptic transmission; nervous system process.